UGUAUAUACGCUGUACGGCUCUCUUUCCUUUCCAUCUCAUAAUUUCUGCAUCUCAUCAAUUGCUCUCCCUCUCUCUCCAAUUCAAUGGAUACUCUUCAAUCCAAUUACACUGAUUCCCCUUCUCAGCCCCAAUCUGAAACCCAAUCUCAACCCCAAUCUGAAACCCUCGAAAAAACCCUAGACUCCAACAAGGGAGCUGCCGCCGCCGAUGCUUCUAUGCCCGUCCCGAAGCCUGAUUUUCCGAAGCCCCUUUUGUCGGGGAAUGGUCUCGCCAACACGCACAGCGGCACUGACAAAGAUUUCUCCGGGGGCGAGGAGGAAACCACAAGCCGCAGGCGGAGACGAUCUAGGUGGGACCCUCCCCCGAGCGAGUCCAGCAACGAUGGUAACGCGGCCAACGGCGAUGGAAAUUCUGGAGCCGGUGGGAGGAAGCGGAAGUCGAGGUGGGCAGAUGACGAGCCGAAGCCCGUGAUCCAGCUACCUGACUUUAUGAAGGACUUCGCCGGAGGUAUUGAAUUUGAUCCUGAGAUUCAAGCUUUGAAUAGUAGGUUGCUUGAGAUUAGUCGUAAGUUGCAAUCCGGUAUGCUCUUGGAUGAUCGCCCCGAGGGCGCUAGGUCGCCCUCCCCGGAACCUAUUUAUGAUAACAUGGGAGUGAGGAUUAAUACUAGGGAAUAUCGUGCUAGAGAGAAGCUGAAUAGGGAGAGGCAAGAGAUCAUAUCGCAGAUUAUUAAGAAGAAUCCCGCCUUCAAGCCCCCGGCGGAUUAUAGGCCGCCUAAGCUUUACAAGAAGCUAUACAUACCUAUGAAAGAGUACCCUGGGUAUAAUUUUAUUGGGUUGAUUAUUGGUCCAAGAGGAAACACUCAGAAGAGGAUGGAAAGGGAGACUGGUGCAAAGAUUGUUAUCCGGGGCAAAGGGUCAGUGAAGGAAGGUAGGCUGCAACAGAAGAGGGAUUUGAAGCCUGAUCCCGCAGAAAAUGAGGAUUUGCAUGUGCUGGUGGAGGCUGACACUCAGGAGUCUCUUGAGGCUGCUGCAGGCAUGGUCGAGAAACUCUUGCAGCCAGUUGACGAGGUUCUUAAUGAGCACAAGAGGCAACAACUUAGGGAGCUUGCUGCGCUGAAUGGUACUAUUAGAGAUGAAGAGUAUUGUAGGCUAUGUGGGGAGCCUGGUCAUCGACAAUAUGCAUGUCCUUCCCGCACCUCAACUUUUAAAAGUGACGUUUUGUGUAAGAUUUGUGGUGAUGGUGGGCAUCCUACUAUUGAUUGCCCUGUGAAGAAUACUACUGGCAAGAAAAUGGAUGAUGAGUAUCAGAACUUCCUGGCAGAACUUGGAGGAACAGUUCCGGAGUCUGCAAUCAAGUCGAGCGCUGCAACACUUGCUCUUCCUGGGGGUUCAGGUGUGAAUCCUCCUUGGGCAAGUUCUACCAACACUGUGAUUAACACCACACAAGCUGCUCUUGGAUCGCCACUGCUCAAGCCAAAGGAAUUUGAUGAGACAAACUUAUACAUUGGUUACUUGCCUCCCACUCUGGAGGAUGAUGGUUUGAUCAGUUUGUUUUCUCCUUUUGGUGAAAUUGUGAUGGCUAAAGUUAUCAAAGACCGUGUGUCUGGUUUGAGCAAGGGUUACGGCUUUGUGAAGUAUGCGGAUGUUCAGCAGGCAAAUAAUGCAAUUGCAAGCAUGAAUGGACACAAGUUAGAUGGGAGAACAAUUGCUGUGCGAGUCGCAGGUAAACCACCUCAGCCCACAGUGCCUCCAGGCCCUCCUGCUCCACCUAUGCCAACAUAUCCUCCUCUGAAUCAUCCCAUUGGUGCCUACCCCUCCCAGCAGUACAAUGCUGGUGGUCCAGUUCCACCUGGCAUGUAUUCUGGGGCACCGGUUCCCUGGGGACCUCCGCCACCUCCUUCAUAUUCCCCUUAUCCUCCUCCACCACCAGGAUCGACAAUGUACCCUCCAGUUCCAGGUCAAGCAGUUCAUCAAUAUGGAGUGCAAUACCCUCCGCCUCCAAUGCCUCCAGGUUCAUCUGGUGUUCAGACUCAGGCUGUUUCUUCCGCUGACUCACAGCAAAGUUUCGCAUCUUCUGGGGAGAUGCAGCAAAGUUACCCUCCAGGAGUACAAUCUCAGAGUAGUGCGUCAGUCCAAUCUAUUCCAACUUAUGCCUAUGGCAUUUCUGUAACUGCAAUGUUACCACCAAAUUCCCUGACUCCUUACCCAGCACCUCCAUAUAGCUAUCCACCUCAUUACGGUGCUGUUCCGCCACCCCCUCCUGCUGCACCUCAGUCUUUUUCAGACCCUUCACAAAGCUUGAGUAAUGCUCCGUGGUCCUCAAAUCCAUCUGUGCCUCCUCCUCCACCUUCUGCUGAGAAAAGUAACCACAGCACUGACUCUGAAUAUGAGAAGUUCAUGGCCGAAAUGAAAUGAUGAGAGAAUAUUCCAAAGAUGGCUUUCUGGAUGAGGCUGUUUACUGGAGCACUUCUCAUCCUGGUUUCUAAUGUCUCUUUACUUGUUGGAAGUUUGGGACUCACAUAACCUUGAUGUACUGUGUUACAUUUGCAGAGAGUUGCCAUGAAGCCAUUCAACCGUGUUGCAGGAUCAAUUCGCAUAUAUGUCUGUUGAAAUCUCACUUUGUAGGAUCAUUUCUAUUCAGACGGAUAUAUCUGCAUUUAGAGUGUCUGACUUUCUUAUAUUUUCCAAAAUAUAUGUUUGAACUUGUUGGUCUCUCUACUGACCUUUUUGUCGACUAUCUAACAAUUGCUUGUGCUCUUCUCUA
Salvia splendens (bonfire salvia) is the source of this 2764-nucleotide messenger RNA. Its product is annotated as splicing factor-like protein 1. Gene Ontology annotation, cellular component: nucleus. Gene Ontology annotation, biological process: regulation of mRNA splicing, via spliceosome. Bases 85 to 2415 code for a protein of 776 amino acids. The transcript has 2 exons. Lineage: Eukaryota; Viridiplantae; Streptophyta; Magnoliopsida; Lamiales; Lamiaceae. The record is from RefSeq and is a predicted model, not a curated record. Gene Ontology annotation, molecular function: mRNA binding; zinc ion binding.